This is a messenger RNA of Ornithodoros turicata, 822 nucleotides long. RefSeq lists its product as uncharacterized. Gene Ontology annotation, biological process: DNA integration. The coding region runs from base 1 to 822 and encodes 273 amino acids. The transcript has a single exon. NCBI's taxonomy places the organism in Eukaryota, Metazoa, Arthropoda, Arachnida, Ixodida, Argasidae. The record is from RefSeq and is a predicted model, not a curated record. Gene Ontology annotation, molecular function: nucleic acid binding.
AUGAGUCAUCCCUUCGAGGUCGCCGGCAUCGAUUUUGCGGGACCAGUAAUGUUGAAGCGAAGAAGGAACUACCACAAGGGCUACAUUGUCCUCUUCACUUGUGCCGUCACAAGGGCUGUGCACCUAGAGCUGUGCGAGGACAUGUCGGCGAUCAAGUUCUUGCAAGCCUUCCGAAGAUUUACAGCUCGUAGGGGAAUCUGCCAAACCACCUACUCUGACAAUGCCUUGGCGUUCAAAAAGGUCGCAAGAGAAAUUCGGGACAUACAGAGGAUCUUAACGGACCCACUAGUGCAGGACUAUUCUUCACGUAACGGAAUCCGCUGGAAAUUCAUACCGGAGCGCGCACCAUGGUGGGGUGGCUUUUAUGAAAGACUGAUAAGAUCCGUAAAAUCAGCAUUGAGGAAAACCCUGUCCAGGAACGUCGUAGACUUCAUCGAAAUGCAAACUCUGCUGGCUGAGGUGGAGGCGCUGAUGAACUCAAGACCUAUAACCUUUGUUUACAACGAAAACUCCGAGCCGACACCACUCACUCCAGCAACCAUGAUAAUGGGAAGACGUCUACUCGCACCACCAUCGACGGAAUCCACCACAUCGCGGAACACAUUCCAUGACUCAUCGUCCACGAAGAUAAGGGAGACAUGGAAAAGACAGCUGCACUACCUCAAUGCAGUAUGGAAUAGGUGGCAGCAAGAAUACCUCUCGGAACUACGUUCUGCAUACCACUCCAAAGGGGCAAACGACUGCGACGUUCGAACACGGAGAUGUAGUUCUCGUCAAAGAGCCCAACUGUCCCAGGCUUCAAUGGAAAAUGGCCCUCGUUGA